This is a messenger RNA of Suncus etruscus (white-toothed pygmy shrew), 1769 nucleotides long. It is a transcript of the gene POFUT2, whose product is annotated as protein O-fucosyltransferase 2. Gene Ontology annotation, molecular function: peptide-O-fucosyltransferase activity. The record is from RefSeq and is a predicted model, not a curated record. NCBI's taxonomy places the organism in Eukaryota, Metazoa, Chordata, Mammalia, Eulipotyphla, Soricidae. Gene Ontology annotation, biological process: protein O-linked glycosylation via fucose. The coding region runs from base 1 to 1395 and encodes 464 amino acids. The transcript is spliced from 8 exons.
AUGGCGGCGCUGGCCGUCCCGUCGUCCGCGCUGCCGCUGCUGCUGCUGUGCGCGGCGUCCUGGCCGCCCGCCGCCGCGACGGGCGAGGAGUUCUGGCCGGGCCAGUCGGCGGCCGGCCUGCUCUCGGGGGUGGCGGCCCGCAGGCGCUACCUCCUGUACGACGUGAACCCGCCCGAGGGCUUCAACCUGCGCCGGGACGUCUACAUCCGAGUGGCCUCGCUGCUGAAGACGCUGCUGAAGGCGGAGGAGGAGUGGGCGCUGGUGCUGCCGCCCUGGGGCCGCCUCUACCACUGGCAGAGCCCAGACAUCCGCCAGGUCCGCAUCCCCUGGGCCGACUUCUUCGACCUGCCCAGCCUGGGCCGGAACAUCCCCGUCCUGGAGUACGAACAGUUCAUCGCAGAGUCGGGCGGGCCCUUCAUCGAUCAGGUGUUCGUACUCCAGGGCUACUCCGAAGGCUGGAAGGAAGGAGCCUGGGAGGAGAAGUUCGACCCCCGGCCCUGCAUCGACCCGCCUCUGUACUCGCAGGACAAGCACCAGUACUACAGAGGCUGGUUUUGGGGCUACGAAGAGACGAGGGGCCUGAAUGUCUCCUGCCUGUCGGUCCAGGGGUCUGCGUCCAUCAUCGCCCCCUUGCUCCUGAGAAACACAUCCGCACGGUCAGUGAUGCUGGACCGGGCGGAGAACCUGCUCCAUGACCACUAUGGCGGCAAAGAGUACUGGGAUACCCGGCGCAGCAUGGUGUUCGCCAAGCACUUGCGGGCUGUGGGAGAUGAGUUCCGGAGUCGCUUCCUCAACUCCUCUGACCUGGCAGACAGCGUCCCCUUCCAGGAGGACUGGACCCAGAUGAAGGUCCAGCUGGGCUCGGCGCGGGGAGGCCCGUACCUGGGUGUCCACCUGCGGCGGAAGGACUUCAUCUGGGGCCACAGGAAGGAUGUGCCCAGCUUGGUGGGCGCCGUGAAACAGAUCCACCACCUCCUGAGGACGUACGGGCUGAGCCAAGUGUUCGUGGCCACGGACGCCAUCCCACACGGUACCCGCCUGGUACCCCACGCCCGUGUCUUCCCCGUCCUACCCACGCCCAGGGUCCCUGCUCAGCACCCCUUCCCCCUUCCUGCAGAGGUGGAGGAGCUGAGGCGGUUGCUGCCCGAGAUGGUGCGGUUCGAGCCCACGUGGGGCGAGCUGGAGCUGUAUAAGGACGGCGGCGUGGCCAUCAUCGACCAGUGGGUCUGCGCCCACGCCAGGGUCUUCAUCGGCACCUCGCUGUCCACCUUCUCCUUCCGGAUCCACGAGGAGCGGGAGAUCCUGGGCUUCGACCCUAAGACCACAUACAACCGUUUCUGUGGGGACCAGGAGGACGCGUGCGAGCAGCCCACGCACUGGAAGGUCGUGUACUGAUGACCUAGCCGCAUACAGGCCGGGCCCGUGAGAGUCCCGGAGUGCUACGAGGUACAGGCCAGACCAGCAUGAGCCCUGGAGCGCUGCAGAGCCCUGGCUUGCUUGCUGCGCAAGUACUAAGGGCCAAGGCCCUCCUCCCCAACCGUGUGUGGCAGCUGGCAUGUUUGCAGGAGGCCCGGGACUGACUCCACACAGGGCAGAUGGGCCUGGCCACCCCUUGAUCGAGACGCUGACUCAAACACGGCUCUUUGGGCAGAGGACGAGGUGCUGCCCGACAGAGCCACGCCAACUAUCAUGGCUGCCCUGGGGAGACUGGGCACUGGGAAUAUUUAUUCUCCUUUUGUACAAAUGCCAAUACACCCAUUUUCGAGGAA